AUGUGCGGAAUAUUACAGGCCGUUCGCUUCAAGAAGCGCGUCGUUCCUCGGGGCGAUACAUUGGAGCUACAGUGUCAUAUCUUGUUGACUGAUACUCGUGAACAAACGGGAUCUCCUGGACAUACAGGGUGUCUCAUAAUAGACGCAAACUUUGAUCGGAUGAGUAAACGUAGCCAAUCAAAGAAAGGAUGA
This is a messenger RNA of Opisthorchis viverrini, 192 nucleotides long. RefSeq lists its product as hypothetical. The transcript is spliced from 2 exons. The record is from RefSeq and is a predicted model, not a curated record. NCBI's taxonomy places the organism in Eukaryota, Metazoa, Platyhelminthes, Trematoda, Opisthorchiida, Opisthorchiidae. Bases 1 to 192 code for a protein of 63 amino acids.